Messenger RNA from Chiloscyllium plagiosum (whitespotted bambooshark), 8985 nucleotides. NCBI's taxonomy places the organism in Eukaryota, Metazoa, Chordata, Chondrichthyes, Orectolobiformes, Hemiscylliidae. The record is from RefSeq and is a predicted model, not a curated record.
GGCUCCUUCAGUCCGGGUCGUCGUCAGCGGCGGCGGGAAGUUAGGGGGGGGGAGGGAAAAUAUAUAAUAACAAAAAAAACCCAGCCCCCCUCCCCGCUACCAUGACAAAAGAAACAAUAAAAACACCGUAGCAACACCACAGGGUUGGGGGUGGGAUAGGGUGUAUUUUUGUUUUUUGUAGAGAAAGCACCGUCACUUCAGAUAACCGCCCGCUUUUAUUUUUAUAUAUAUAUAUGUUUAUAAGUCUACGCUCUAUUUAAUGCUAAGUAUGCGCAGGAAUCGGACUCCGGUGGAGUGGGAUUAUGCUGCUGCUGCUUCAGCUGGUUGUCCCGAGGAGCUGCUGCUGUUGUUGCUGUUGUUGCUGCUGGCCUUCGCUGGGGGAGUCGGUAUCUGCCGUGCGACUAACUCUCUGAGGGAGGGAGACACCGUGACCCUGACCCUGACCGUGACCCUGACCGUGACCCUGCCAGCGGCGGCACCACCGCCCCCCGACUCGUCACUCACCGCUCUCCUGUCGCCCCCUCUCUCCUCUUAGCCCCGCCGUUCCUGCCGGUUAUGGAGGUGGUGGGCGAUUUCGAGUACAACAGGAAAGAUCUCAUAGGACACGGAGCCUUUGCUGUGGUCUUUAAAGGCCGCCACAGGAAGAAAUCCGACUGGGAAGUAGCUGUGAAAUGCAUAAACAAGAAAAAUCUGUCAAAAUCUCAAAUUCUGCUCGGGAAAGAAAUCAAGAUAUUAAAGGAGCUUCAGCAUGAGAACAUCGUAGCACUUUAUGAUGUUCAGGAGACUCCAACCUCUGUUCAUUUGGUGAUGGAGUAUUGCAAUGGAGGUGACCUGGCAGAUUAUCUGCAAGCUAAAGGGACACUUAGUGAAGACACCAUUAGAGUCUUUCUUCAGCAGAUUGCAGCCGCUAUGCGAAUACUUCACAACAAAGGGAUAAUCCAUCGGGAUCUGAAACCACAGAAUAUUCUACUAUCUAGUGUCAGCCGGAAAAAAUCUCAUAUGAAUGGAAUUCGUGUCAAAAUAGCUGACUUUGGCUUUGCCCGGUAUUUACAGAGUAAUAUGAUGGCUGCCACUCUUUGUGGGUCCCCCAUGUACAUGGCACCUGAGGUUAUUAUGUCGCAACAUUAUGAUGCCAAGGCAGACCUCUGGAGUAUAGGCACAGUAAUCUUUCAGUGUCUUGUUGGAAGGCCUCCUUUCCAGGCUAACAGCCCACAAGAUUUAAGGCUCUUCUAUGAAAAGAACAAGACUUUAGUGCCUAAACUUGUACCGGUGAUGGCACCGCAUUUAUCAAACAGCAUCCCAAGCGAAACUUCCAGUCACCUGGGUGGCCUAUUGCUUGGCUUGCUUCAGAGAAACCAGAAAGACCGAAUGGAUUUUGCAUGCCCUGUGCCUGUACCCACGUGCCCUGGUUCUGUUUCUGGUAGUUCUUGUGGCAGCUCUCCAUCUUGUCAUUUUGCCUCUCCUCCUUCGUUACCAGAUAUGCAACGUAUACAGGAAGAUGCUCUGUCUUCUCCUCCUGUGGGUCCGCCUAAUUAUCUGCAGGUUUCCAAAGACUCUGCCAGCAGUGGCAGUAAGAACUCUUCAUGUGACACAGAUGACUUUGUUCUUGUUCCACAUAGCAUCUCCUCAGAUCAGUCAUAUGACAUGCCACUGGGGACACUUGGCAGGCGAGCUUCCAGUGAAUUUCUGAUGUGUGGAGGAGAUGAAAACACCAAUAUAAAUCCAAGUGUGGCGAUUAGGCCGUGUCCACCUCCAGUGUCGCCUCGCACUGAGUCAGCUCCGAUUCCAGUCCCUACUCAGAUUCGAAACUAUCAGCGAAUUGAGCAGAACCUGCAUGUAACUUCCAGCCACAACACCAACCCCUAUGGGUCACCCAGAUCUGGAAUGGUGAAGAGAUCGAACACAAGCCCAGUAGGUUUUGUGAAACCAACAUCUGGGUCACCAGCUGCUGCAGAUGCACCCCAAAAUCCAGGCCGCAGGCUCUCCACUGGAUCCUCUCGGCCUUACUCGCCUUCACCUCUGGUUGGAACUAUCCCUGAACAGCUUAGUCAUUGCUGUUGUGGUUUGCCUCAGGGACAUGAGUCAAGAUCCAGAACACCAUCAGGCUCACCUUCUCCUCAGUCUCACUUAUUGGGUGCCAGACUCCAGAGUGCUCCAACUCUUACUGACAUCUACCAGAGCAAACAGAAACUACGUAAGCAGCACUCGGACCCAGUCUGUCCUUCAGCAGGGUAUGGAUGUAGCCACUCUCCACAGCCUAGCAGACCAGUUAGCCUUGGUACUUCCCCAACAAAGCACAUGGGAACGUCUCCACGGAGUUUAGAUUGGCUGCAUAAAACCCCACUACCCACCAUCAUUGGAUCACCAACAAAGACCACUGCUCCUCUCAAGCUGCCUAAAACUCAAGCAUCUUCCAAUUUGCUUGCCUUGGCUGCACAGCAGGGAUUAACUGAGAGUCCACCAAUGCAGUCGAAAGCCGUGUUGGAGGCUAGGGAAUUCUGCACCUACCAUUAUCCACACGGAAGUGCUAAGUGUACAGCUUCUGAGGAGAACAAAACUACUUUUGGCAGAUCUGUAAGUACAGGAAGAUUGUCAGAUCAGGUAAUAAAGACCACAUUUGGAGGACAGACAUAUCAAGGCAGCACAGACAGCCUCAAUACGGAACGUCCAAUGGACACAGCUCCAGCAGGUGCUUCUGGUUUGACAAUGGGUUCCCCUGCCAUGGUGAUAGGAGUGAGCCCAAGGACUGUGGUGUUCACUGUAGGUUCACCACCAAGUAGUGUCACCCCUCCCCAUAGCAGUCACAUGGUCACCAGAACAAGAACAAUGUCAGUUGGCUCAAACAGUCCACUUGGAUCUCUCUGCUCCAACAGCGGAAGAAUUUGCAUGGGCUCUCCACCAGGUGCUUACAUGGGUACCUCACCUCCUGGAGCUGAAGGUCCUUCCAGUUUGAAGUACAUGACGUUUGGUACCUCGCCUCCUAGCUUAGAAGGGUUUAUCACAUUCGAAGCUCCAGAAUUGCCAGAAGAGACCUUAAUGGAGAGAGAACAUACAGAUACCUUGCGACACCUGAACACAAUGUUGACGUUUGCAGAAUGCAUUAUGGAUAUUGCAGUGGUGAAAGGAGGCAGUGUGGACCUAGGCACCUCUGCUGCCUCCCUCUACCAAAUCCAGGAGAGUGUUGUGGUUGAUCAGAUUAGUCGUCUCAGCAAGGAGUGGGGACAAGUGGAGCAACUUGUACUAUACAUGAAAGGAGCUCAGCUGUUGGCAUCUUCUUUGCAUCUUGCAAAAGACCAGGUUAAGUCAGGCAAGCUGAACCCAUCUACAGCAGUUAAGCAAGUUGUUAAAAAUAUGAAUGAUCGAUACAAGUGCUGCAUCUCCUUUUGCAAAAAGUUUACCGAGAAACUGAAUCGUUUCUUCUCUGAUAAGCAGAGAUUUGUGGAUGAAAUCAACAGUGUUACUGCAGAGAAGCUCAUCUACAGCUAUGCGGUGGAAAUGGUGCAAUCAGCUGCACUCGAUGAAAUGUUCCAGCAAACAGAGGACAUCACAUACCGGUACCACAAAGCAGCAUUAUUAUUGGAAGGCUUGACAAAGACUCUGCAAGAUCCUGCUGAUAUUGACAACAUCCACAAAUACAAGACCAGCAUUGAACGCAGACUGUCUGCACUGUGCCAUGGCACAGUGGCUCUAUAUGAAAACUAGCCUUCUGAAAUGGACCACUCACAACAGAGCAGGGACCACCACCUUUCCUGGAUCACGCUCAGUCUUGGAGAUGCCUUUUCCCUUUUUGUUUUAAUGUUUACUUCCCCCAUCUCUAUUGUGGAAAACUGUUCAUACUGAGGCUGUUACUUUUCACCGCCAGUACCAUCCCACGUAGCGAGGAACGUUUGAUUUUUGUUUUGAAGAGUUACCAAAGAGGAGUUCUUGUUUCAAAGGAAAGGAAAUUUAUGUAUAAAUAUAGAUUACUACUUCUGGAAAACCCUCUCAACGAUGUAGCAUUUUCUUUCAUUUCAUUUUAUCUCAGAGGUGAAGUAUGAGGCAGAUUUACUACUUUUGGCUUCAAAAGCCACCUAUAUCACUGGAGAGCAUUAAUACAUGCAUGGGAGUAAAACUGAAGCUUGUUUGUUUUUGUGACAGGACUCAUGGGUACUCGGAAACUGAUUCAGAAACAUUUUGCUCCAUCUGAUUAACUUGUGUAUAUACAGUACUGUGCUGUGGCAAAUUGGCAAGUUGUCUUUCUCCAAGUGAAACUUCUACGGUCAUUUUUAAACACUAAUGAUGUGAUAAAUGAGCCACAGUUAUUUACAGUAGUUUUAAGUUUUACCAGGAUAACUGUACAACCAGUCAAAGGCAUGAAAUGCCUUCCAUCUUCUGCUACAUCAUAUACAUGUCAACCCAUGAAAACUGAUCAUCAAGGAGGAGUAAAGCACUUUAUGUGGAUAGGACGUUGACAGCAAGACAUGAGGGGAUGGCUACAGCUCACCUCUAUGCUUGUAAACCUGACAUCACUUUGGAUGGGCAGAGAGAGGGGAUUUUCUUGUUAAUUUUCUUCUUUUUUCCUCGAAGCUCCUGAGACAGGAGCUAUUGAAACCACAAAGACUGCUCCAACAGACAACCACUUCUGAUUGCACUAUCACAGUUCUUUGAACAUCUUUAAUGUUAUGCAGAACUCCUUGUAAAAUGACACAGCUUAAAAGCUGUACUGAAGAAAUAGGAAAUAAAGAAUACUGUCCUAAUAGGUUAGGCUCCAACGCAUUCAACAAAACAAAUUUUAAAUGUGUUUUGGAGCAAGAAGCACAAAGUGCUUGACACUUUAACUAAAAAGACUGCAAAAAAAAGCGUGUUAAUUACAAGCCUUUCCAUUUUUUCUACUUAUUAAAUACUUGAGUAGUUCAUAUAGAGCAACUGUCUGUAUAUAAUGAAACUAGUAUUUUUUUCUCUUUCUGCCAGUGAUUGACUUUUAAACAAUAUUUUUUGGCUGGCUUUGUGCAUGUAUUCAGUGUGAUUGUGCCACUGAACUGAUCUGAUAAUAUUGCUAACAACGCUGUUUGUUCAGACAGUAUUAUGGAGUUAACGCAUUCUUCCUGUAGACUGACAACCUGUCGUGCAGACUAAUGUAACAUUUGGUAUUUUCAGGGGUGGAAAAAACACAUUAUCAGGACUCCGGGAACCAGAUUACAAAACAAUGUGGACCUUUUUGAAUCCCAGGUUUUGCUUCUAGAGGGUAGUUUUGUCACUCGUAUGAACUAAAGAAUUUGAAGUUCUUUUCCAAACCUGUGUACAUCUUGCAUGUAGGUGUGCAUCCACCUAAACAAAGUGAACAAGCACAAUUGUUCCAUUUUUCUAUCAUACGUAAUCAGUUGAACAAUUCUGGUUUGGCAAUAGGCAUCCCACAGUCUGGUGAAGGGUUGCAAUUAAGCUGACACUAAUCUAUUUGAUUAGAAAUUUUAUUUUUGUAAUUUUAAAAUGAAAUAAAAGCAGGUGGUAACUGUAGUAUAAGGGAUGACAUCUGUGUGGUACGCUAAUGAGACACAGUAUGCAUCAUUACAGGAAAUGAUGCAAUGUCACAUGAUCUUGUUCUCAUGCAGUCUUGUGGCAAGAUGAAGCUUCCUUUAACGCUUCUUAAAUAAAGUUACUGUUUUCCUUACUUCAGCAGACUCUGUAAAUGUUCUUUAGCAUGAUGAGCCCAAGAAUUUUAUAUGGUGGCAGGAAAUGAAAGAACAGAAUGGGAAAGUCUCUGCCAUUACUGGAGACUUUCCAGCAAGUUACAAGUCCUAAUCAAGUAAAAGCAUGGCUAAGUUGGUACCAGAGAUUUGUAAGGUGUCUCUCAAACCGGAGCAGUGAGCAGGUCAGUACACUACUGCAUCCAAUAAUGGCUGUGCAUAUGAUACCCUAAUCAGUAAAGGGAUUGACUUAGAAAACAGUUGAGGAAGUAAGGAAAAGAUUCUGUGCCUACUUCAAUCUGCUAAGCUUGCCCAACAACAAGGGAAUUCUAUUAAUGCCUUUAAUUGUAAAGAGCACUGACAGUAUAGCAAAUUAGAAGAAUUAAUGAGAGACAGAAUUGCAUUUCUGAACUUAGAUGAAAUACUGUCCAAUCACUUGGCGGUUGAGUAACUUAACAUUAAAGGCAAUUCAACAGAGCAGGCAAACUGAGGAGAGGCAGCAAAAUAAACAGGUAAUUUGGGGGUGACAGAGAGCCAUUUCCCAAACAAAAUGACUGAGUGAAUAUGUUAAGUUGAAAAGCAGGGAGGUGGCCCUAGAUAUACUGGAGGCAGGAACAUGUACAUUAACUUCCCUGGGUUAACUGUUAUUGGUGCAGCAGCAAAAAGCACAGGUGGGGAAAUUGUAUCUCCAAAGAGACAGGAGGCCACGUGUACUAAGUGUCACAGCAAGAAAUUUGUACACCACUCAAAAGACAGCAGGAUCAGUGAAAUAGAAGAUAUCUAAUGUGGCAAUGCCUUUUUUGGUAAGAUCAGGGAAUCGAGCAAAAGCGACUGGAGUGCUGAUAACAGAGGGGAAACUAGACGUGUGAUAAGUUAUUGAAAAAAUGUGAUGCUGGAAAAACACAGCAGACCAGGCAGCAUCCAAGGAGCAGGAGAAUCGACGUUUCAGGCAUAAGCCCUUCUUCAGGAAUGAUAGCGUGAUAAGUUAGGCUUGGGUGCACCAGUUUUGCUUUUUACUGCUGCUGUACUGUGGUUGGAGAACCAUCCAGCACCAGAGUUGCUCAUCCUUAGCAGGAAUGCUUGUAUCAACUUGUGCAAAGUAGAGGAACUGGAAAGUCAAGAAGGUUAGCCUAAAAUUUAUCAGGGUUGCAUAGGAAAGUUAAGGACAGUAUGCUCUCUCUCUGUGUACUGAAUGAUAGCCAGUGUUUCUGUCUAAAAUCUCAAAGGUUACUCACCAAUUCCUGUAGAAGAAAAUUGACUCUGUUGAAUUGAAAGGUUCUUUCACCUGUGACUUAACCAACAAGUUAGUGUUUGAAGUUUGUCUGAGUGCCAAAGCUGAAUAAAUCUAUUGGAAUUUGCAAAGAUCUUGCACAGGUGAACAAAUUCAGUUAGAUGUGAAGUUCAUGCUGCGUUGUCUGCCGAAGAGCGCUUAACAAAAAUGGAAGAGUGUUUAAUUUUCAUGACGCUAGAUACAAAUAGCAUUUUCUUUGGCAAUUAUCCUUUUAUGAGGAAUCCAAGAUGCUCUGAACCUUAAUUAUACCUUGAGAGGUUUUGUCACAACCCUUUACCCUGCUUCAGAUCAGCGUCAGAAAUCUUUCAGAGGGCAAUGUCAGGCAUUCUGGUAGGACUGGACGGAGUUAUAUGUUACAUUGGUGACGUACUGAUCCAUGGCCGCACUAGGAAUAUGAUAAGUUGCAUUAUUCACAGGAAGCAGCACUUAGACCCAACAACUGAAGGGGAUUCUCACAUCUAACAAUAAAAUGCUUUGAGCAUCUUGUGGAUGCGUCUGAUGCUGGAGCUGAUCGACAGAAAGCAAGAUCAGUAAAGGGGGUUUCCAGCUUCUCAAGCUGACUGAGUUCCAGAGAUUCAUGGUUAUAGUAAAUCUAGUUUGCCUUCAGAAGCACCUUUCAAACUUGUGACCUCUACCACCUGGGAAGAUAAUAGCAGCAGAGACAUGGAAGCGCCACCACCUAGAAAUUCCACACCAAACCUCUCACGAUCCCGAUGGAACCUUUCCUUCAGUGUCACUGGGUCAAAUUCCUGGCAUUUCCUUUCUUAACAGCAUUGUGGGUGCACCUACUCCCAUGAACAGCAGUUCAAGGUGGCAGUUUAGCAACACCUUUUCAAAGGAACUUUCAGGUUGCAGUAAAUGCUGUCCUAGCCAGCAGUGUCUACAUCCUGUUAAUGAAGCAGAAAGAUUCUUGUCCAAACUAGUGGUCUUCAAUGAACUGCUACAACAGUUACAAGACAAUACACAGCCUUUGAAAGGAGUGCAGCACAGAUCGUCUGAGAAAAUCGAAGAUGACAUCAACAUCUCUGAUAUUUUAAAUCAUCGUAAUCCAGAGUUGCUCACUUAUUGAAGAUGUAACUUUGCCAGCAUAGGGUGUGGUACUCUUUCAGAUACUGUAUAGAAUGAGAGACGAGGUCUAAUUGAUAUAUGCUAAUGAGACAAUAUAUCACAGGGUCUGAUGAAAUGUUACAUGAUCUUGCUGUCUCUUACAGCCUCCUGUCAAGAUGAAGCCACAAUAAGUGAAUACUUUCCUUACUUCAGCAGACUCUGUAAAUAAUCUUUAGCACAACAAAACCAAGAAUAUUAUGGCAACAUAGAAAUAAAUACAUGUUUUAGAAAAGCCAAUGCUAAAGUGUAUUCUUUAGGUUUAGAAUCAGCAACCAUGUUCUUAUCUAUUUCUUCUUCCCACCUGUCAAAUUUUGUCCUUUCUGCAAACUGACCAGGCUGACAGUUUUAUUUUUAAAACCGUUUUGUCUUCUGCACAGAACACCAAAUUUAGAGUCAUAUUUGUGACCAAACGUGUCUCCAUCUCCAGAUUCUCUGGGCAGUCUUCCGGAGUUGGUAAAUAAAUUUUUCCACCCUUGAGCAAUUUUACUUUACCAUUUUUUGGUUUGUUUUAUUAUUCAGCUGCUUGAAUACUUGAAUAUUGAACUAAAUUCAUUCAUAACAAUCAUGUUUCAUGUCCCAGAGACAGUUGUAUUCGAUAUAUUUUCCAUGGGCAAUGAAUUUGACUUGUUCAAGAAAGCCGUCUAAACUGUUUUAUUUCCCCCUUGCUUUAUUUUAUGAAAGGAUCUAACAUAUUUUAUUUAUCUGUAAACAAUUCCAUUAAUUCUGAAGACAGUUUUUAUUUAUAAAAUAUUUGUACUAUUAGGUCUUUAAUACAGUGUUUCUACCUCUCAUUUGUGUAUAACGGCAUGCAUACUCAAAGAAAUCAGGUUGCAAUCACAUUCACUUGUUAUGUAGCAGCCUUUUUAAUAUGGCCUGUAAAGAUGUACAUUAAGACAACGAAAAUAAAAUUGUCAUGAAAUAUUA